This is a messenger RNA of Sycon ciliatum, 2211 nucleotides long. RefSeq lists its product as uncharacterized. Gene Ontology annotation, biological process: signal transduction. The record is from RefSeq and is a predicted model, not a curated record. The coding region runs from base 144 to 1847 and encodes 567 amino acids. The transcript is spliced from 2 exons. Lineage: Eukaryota; Metazoa; Porifera; Calcarea; Leucosolenida; Sycettidae.
CCCGGCCCAAUCCCCAUCUUCAAUUUUUUUGCGAAAUUGGUGCGAUAAACACUGCGUGAUCGAUCGUGAGAUAUGUGAAGAGGUACUCUAAUAAUAAUUCAUAGCUCACGAAAGCGGGCGAAGUGUUCGGUUGUAGAAAAACAAUGAACAGACGACCCACUCUGUGGCACUUGGAUGAAUCGCACGAACACUCUCUGGACACGGUGAGGAAAUCCAAGAGGAGUCGCUGGUUUGUGGGGACGUCGCCUGAAAUUACGCCGACCACCCCGUCCAUCGACAGCGCUGCGAUCAGAAGCAAUAGCGCCGGCAGCGGAAACACGACUCAAGAAGAACUGGACGACAGUGCGCGCUGUGACGACUCCGUACACUCGGAGCAAAGUGAUAUUCGUUCCACGGCAUCGCUCUCGCCCUCAUCUCCAGCCACCUCAGCAGUGGCAACGAGGGAGAGUGAUUUGACAGCUUCAACCGAGCGAAUGGACUCUCCGGCGAGUUCUCCGUCCCUGAGCGAGAAUCGCCUGGUCCGUCGGUCAUCUCAGGAGCGCCAACGCCUCCUGCAGAUGAUCAGUGAUUUUAACGUUCACAGGCAAGGUCGACUGGGUGAAAUAGAGAUACGCGAUGGUGAAGAAGGUGAAAUAAUAUUCGAAGGUGUGCUGAGAGUUUACUGGGGCGUAAAGAAGCCAAUUUUCCUCAGCUCUGAGAAAAUCGAAGAUCUAUCGCCGCAGCGCCGAAGACGCUCGAAAAACAUCCUCGCCGCCGACCUGAAGAAAAUGUCCGGCGGCAAGAGAACGUGGUCUCAGUCAGCCGGGGCGCGUCGCCGUAUAGGUACUGGUGGCGCGCCGGCGCUUGGACGUAGCGAGACGGUGGAGGAGCAAGAGGCGGCCGCGGCGCAGCCACGCGCACGCUCUCUGCCGGACGCUACGUCGGUGCUUGGCGACGAUGCAGCGCCAAUGUCACAGGCUGCUGCUGCGGACGGCAAGCACAGGCGGCGAGCAACUGUUGGCACGGCGACGGUGGUGGCGAUGUCAUCGAAAGGGCAGCCGUCGCGCCUCACACCGACGCCGGAGAAUACUGAGCUAGAGGUGUCAAAGCGCCAUCAAACAGUAUCCGCCGGCACACCGCCAACAGCCCGUGUCGCCAUCACACUCGGCUCGACUGGUAACGGAACUGCGGAGGAAAAUGCCGCGUCCGCCAAGGUGGAAUUUCGCCGGUCGUCCGAACCGAUGCUACCCAAAGAGACCGAGCUAGCGAGCACAGCGCGGAAAGCAAAAGUCCAGAGGUCAGUGAGUACGCAGGAGGGCAAAUGGCAGGUCCUGGUGGAUCGUGUUAAUCGCCGCGCCAAGCGUACAUCCUACCAUGCCGCCGUCGAGGACAAGAAUGCCAGCGUCCUGGAUCCGUUCAUUCCGCCGCGUGGCUCCAUGAGCAAUGUAUGCAUAGAUUCCGAAGCAACCACGGUCGAGGUCAUCCGGGCUCUACUGCGCAAGGUCAAUGCCAUCGACGAGCCUGCGCGCUUUGCCGUCUUUGCUGUCAAGGACAACGGAGAGGUGAAGCGACUCCGGGACGACGAGUCACCGCUCUAUCGGCGACUGCACCUCGGUCCUAAAGAAGAUCUAGCAAAGCUGUGGAUAAUGGAGGCACGGGACACUGACUCGGUGUCGCUGUCGGCAGAUGUCGCUCAGUUCUACAACAUGUCCAUGCCGUUCCUGCAGACGCUCGUGGAGCGCUACCAAGAGGAGGAAGAUCGUGCCGAGGAGAAGAUCCGCGAGCGCUUCUUGUCCGAACGUGAAUGCCUUAUAGAGAUGAUAGAGGAGAUGGAGGCCCUGGACAACGGCAUUGGUUCUCUUGUCUGAUAGCGGAUAACCAACGUAUAUGGUGUCAUCAGUGAGAGACCAUCAAAUCUCAGCAUCGACCCAGUACUAGUAUCGCCUGUCAACUUGAGUGACAGUGAAGUUUUCUUAGGAAUUAACAGGCAAGCAACUAUCUUAGGAUUUGAACUGUUUCCCCAUGUUUUUUUAGUGUUGUGUCGGUUGUCAACAAUUUGAGAUUGGAGUACGUUGAUUUUCGCUAUUUGUUUUACAAAAUUUUCCAGAUUUUCCGCUGUCGAUAACUACUCAUCAAUGUUGACACUUUUCUUUAUCACCGAGAUUUGAAGCUAACGGCGACCAGCUUGACUCAGUUGAGCUAUUAUAUAUAUUUCCUGGCCCAGCGACUGAA